AUGGCCGACACCAACACAACAGCUAAUAAGGAUUUUAUUCUACUGGCUUUUAGUGACCUUCACCAGUUCCAGAUCUUACUUUUCCUGGUUUUCCUUCUGAUAUACAUAACAUGCAUGAUUGGCAACAUUGCCAUUAUUCUUAUCAUUAAGAUGGAUCCUCGCCUUCACACGCCCAUGUACUUUUUUAUUGGCUUAUUUGCCGCUUCGGAAAAUUUCUUUGUGUCAUCCACUAUUCCCAACCUCCUUUCUAACCUCAUUGGUAACAGUAAGAGUAUAUCAUUUGCUGGCUGCUUUGCACAGUUCUAUGCUGUUUGUACCUUGGGGGGGACAGAAUGUUACCUACUUGCAGUCAUGGCGUUUGAUAGAGACUUGGCCAUUAAUUUCCCUUUGCGCUACUCAGCCAUUAUGAGCCAGUCUUUGUGCAUUAAGCUCGGAGUUUUUCCAUGGAUUGUCUGCCUUACGAUUGCAUCUGUUCCUACAGUUUUCACUCUGGGAAUGGAAUUUUGUGGCCCAAAAGAACUCAACCAUUUUAUCUGCGACUUGGGUCCAUUAGAACAUAUAGCUUGCUCUGUGCCGCUCAUCAACAGAAUUAUUGUUAUCUUCACAGCAAUAUCUGAGAUUGUUUCACCUUUUACUAUCACUAUUUUAUUCUACAUUCACAUCAUUAUCACUAUUCUAAAUAUUACGAGUAAGAUCGGUAAGAAGAAAGCUUUCUCCACUUGUUCUUCCCAUCUUAUGGUUGCCAGUUUGUUCUACGGCACGGCCAUUAUUGUGUAUAUGACGCCGCAGGGCAGUUAUGAAAAAUAUCUGGCGCUGAUAUAUAAUGUAGUGACUCCUUUGAUAAACCCAUUCAUAUACACUUUAAGAAAUAAGGAUGUCAUCAAAGCUUUCCAGAAAUUUAAAGCUAAAAUCUCCUAG
This is a messenger RNA of Xenopus laevis (African clawed frog), 918 nucleotides long. RefSeq names its product olfactory receptor 5V1-like. Bases 1 to 918 code for a protein of 305 amino acids. Lineage: Eukaryota; Metazoa; Chordata; Amphibia; Anura; Pipidae. The transcript has a single exon. The record is from RefSeq and is a predicted model, not a curated record.